This is a messenger RNA of Atta colombica, 1001 nucleotides long. RefSeq lists its product as uncharacterized. The record is from RefSeq and is a predicted model, not a curated record. NCBI's taxonomy places the organism in Eukaryota, Metazoa, Arthropoda, Insecta, Hymenoptera, Formicidae. The transcript has 3 exons. The coding region runs from base 651 to 1001 and encodes 116 amino acids.
GGUGCGAGUUGCGUUAAGAGUGAGCUGUUGUUUCGACGUAGUGACCGCUACGUCGACCUCGAACGUGCGGCGCGAAAAUUUUCCCGGUUACCGCGAGUCGUGUCCGUGACAGGUGAAAUCUUCGUCCUCGCGAGAGAGUCUCGUUUAAAUUCUGAUCGCGAACGUCGCGACAUCCGCGUGCGAAAGUGAUAAGCUCCGAGUGGUGCUCCAGUCUCCCUAAAAAAAACGUCGAGGGAAAUUAUGUUCGUCGCAGAAAAGUCUCUUCGCAGGUAGUAAUUUCAUCAACUCUACCACGCGCACAUCUUACUUCCCUAAAAUCAGUUAACAACACAGACAUCAGGAAGAGAGAAAACAAAUUGUGAAUAAGUAAGAAUCGGAUCGUAACAGCUCCAGGAAGGAUAGCUUUUGAUUGUGAUGUGGUGGAGCCCCCCGGCGGGCCGCGGGGGCAGGAGGUCAGAGGUAGAUCGGUUGUGAGGUCAACAAGCACGGCUCGAUUGUCCCGGGGUGAAAUCGCUGGUAGAGCGGAGGAGGAGAUAGAAUGGUGUGACCUCCGGCGUCAUCCCGCCCGACGCGGAGGUGGUGCUGGAGGUGGUGGAGGUGGCGGUGGAGUCGAGCAGCUGCUCGACUCAGAGGAGGAAGAGCCAACGGCGAUGUCGAGGCAGCUUCGUGGAGACCGUGACCACGUGAGCCGCGACUAUCAAGAAGGUUACCACACUGAUUAUCGGGAUCUGCGCGAACAUCUCAGGGAUUUCAGGGACUUCCAUCGAGACACCCUCGACGAAAGGGACGGUCAGGGACCCACCGCUAGUAGAACAUAUCGGGACGACUAUUCGGAAGAAUAUGAUCAUCGUUCUACCGCUGUUGUAUCCACCUCGGCGAAUCUUACCAACAAUCCGAGCCAGCUUCUGUACGAAGUUUCCUUUAAACUUGAAAGGAGGUCAAGCGUGUUACAGGACGAAACGAGAGUGUGUACAGCACAAGAUGAGAGUGAGAGACUGUGA